This is a messenger RNA of Eufriesea mexicana, 335 nucleotides long. It is a transcript of the gene Sf3b5, whose product is annotated as splicing factor 3B subunit 5. Gene Ontology annotation, cellular component: precatalytic spliceosome; U2 snRNP. The transcript has a single exon. The record is from RefSeq and is a predicted model, not a curated record. The coding region runs from base 78 to 335 and encodes 85 amino acids. Gene Ontology annotation, biological process: mRNA splicing, via spliceosome. Lineage: Eukaryota; Metazoa; Arthropoda; Insecta; Hymenoptera; Apidae.
AUAAUAUUAACAGAUAGUUUAACAAUAAGAAUAAAGUUUGCGUUGCAUUUCAAUAUUUAUCGUUAAAAAGUUAAAAUAUGGGAGAGCGAUAUAACAUUCAUAGUCAAUUAGAACAUUUGCAGUCAAAAUACAUUGGUACAGGUCAUGCUGAUACAACUAAAUUUGAAUGGCUUGUAAAUCAGCAUCGUGAUUCUUGCAGUUCUUAUAUGGGACAUUAUGAUUUAUUAAAUUUCUUCGCUAUUGCGGAAAACGAAGCGAAAGCACGUGUUCGUUUUAAUCUUAUGGAAAAAAUGUUACAGCCUUGUGGCCCGCCGCCAGAAAAACCAGAAGAUUAA